Ochotona curzoniae (black-lipped pika) is the source of this 524-nucleotide messenger RNA. RefSeq names its product mal, T cell differentiation protein like (gene MALL). NCBI's taxonomy places the organism in Eukaryota, Metazoa, Chordata, Mammalia, Lagomorpha, Ochotonidae. Gene Ontology annotation, cellular component: membrane. The record is from RefSeq and is a predicted model, not a curated record. The transcript is spliced from 4 exons. Gene Ontology annotation, molecular function: structural constituent of myelin sheath. Gene Ontology annotation, biological process: myelination. The coding region runs from base 11 to 472 and encodes 153 amino acids.
GGGUGUGAGCAUGGCCUCCCGGGACCUGCCACCCGUCAGCAGCUUCACCCCGGCCGAGGUGCCCUCGGGGAUCGGGCUGCUGAUCACCAUCCCUUUCGCCUUCUUGCUGCCGGAGGUGGUUUUCGGCUUCUUUGUCUGGGUCCUGGUAGCGGCCACCCAUGUGGCAAACCCCCUGCUGCAAGGAUGGGUGAUGUACGUCUCACUCACUUCGUUUCUCAUCUCUCUGCUGCUCCUGCUGUCGUACUUCUUUGGACUUUACAAAAAAAUUGAGUCGUGGAAAGUCCUGGACAGCCUGUACCAUGGGACCACCGGCAUCCUGUACAUGAGUGCGGCCGUCUUACAAGUACACGCCACCAUCCUCUCUGAGAGCAACAACGUGCGGAUCUACUACAUCAACACGGCUGCCUCGUUCUUCGCCUUCAUCACCACACUGCUCUACAUCCUCCAUGCCUUCAGCAUCUAUUACCGGUGAGGCAGCCGGCAGGCGUGCCCAGGGAGAAAGCCCACCGGAAGCCCGGAUUGCC